Molecule: messenger RNA, 2141 nt
Organism: Boleophthalmus pectinirostris (great blue-spotted mudskipper)
Lineage: Eukaryota; Metazoa; Chordata; Actinopteri; Gobiiformes; Gobiidae
Product: eukaryotic translation initiation factor 4B
Exons: 15
Coding region: 51-1916 (621 amino acids)
Molecular function (GO): RNA binding
Source: RefSeq, a predicted model, not a curated record
CUUACCUCUGACGCCUACAUCCGGGAACUACACCGAGCUCGCUCUCCAACAUGGCGGCGUCAGCUAAGAAGAAGAAUAAGAAGGGGAAGACCCUGACUUUGACUGACUUCCUGGCGGAGGACAGUGGAGGCAGCGCUCCAGCCCCGAGUUACCCAACUAAAACCACGAGCUGGGCCGAUGAGACAGACGACUUGGACGGAGAUGUCUCUACGUCGUGGCACACAGAGGAGGACUCGUACCGCGCUCCUCCCAUCGACCGCUCCAUCCUCCCCACGGCUCCACGCUCCGCCCGAGAGCCCAACAUCGACCGCUCCCGUCUGCCCCGCUCCCCGCCCUACACCGCCUUCCUUGGAAACCUGCCCUAUGACGUCACUGAGGAAUCUAUCAAGGAGUUCUUCCGUGGACUUGCAAUUAGUGCGGUGCGUCUGCCUCGGGAGCCCUCUAACCCAGAGCGUCUGAAGGGUUUCGGUUACGCUGAGUUUGACGACGUGGAAUCACUAAUGAGAGCGCUGAGCCUCAACGAAGAGAAUCUAGGAAACAGGAGAAUUCGAGUUGAUAUUGCAGACCAAUCAAAUGACAAAGAGCGUGACAAUGGGCCAAUGGGGGGCAGAGACAGAGGGGGCAGGAUGUCAGACAUGGGCCCAGACAAAACAGACUCAGACUGGAGAGCUCGCCCAGCGGGAGACACAGACGAUGGCCCGCCCCGGAGAGAGGACUCUUACGGAUCACGUGACCGUUACGAGUCGGAUCGCUACAGAGAUGCACCUCGCCGUGACGACCGAUACGACGGAGGCCGGGACCGUUACGGAGGAGGGCGUGAUCGCUAUGACGAUCGAGACCGCCGGGAUCGCUACGACGACAGAGGAGGCUAUGAUUCCCGGGGUGGAGGGGGUGGUCGGCGGGCAUUUGGCAGCAGUUUUCGCCGUGAUGAUUACGAUUCUCGUGGCAGCAGCGACCGAUUUGGAGACAGAGAUCGCUAUGGAGACGACCGGUACGAGAGGAGGGAGGAGCGCCGGGAGGACAGAGGCCCUCCACAGAGGCCCAAGUUGAACCUAAAGCCUCGCAGUGUGCCCAAAGAGGAGGAGGGCAGCGGGGGCACCUCUCCCACCCCGGCCCCCGCCCCCUCCAGGUCCUCCUCCAUCUUUGGGAACGCCAAACCGGUCGACACCGCAGCGAAAGAGCGUGAGGUGGAGGAAAGGCUGAAGAAACAAGAGGAGAGACGGCAACGACAGCUGGAGGAGGAUAAAGGACGGGCCCCAGAGAGGAAACUCAGAGACAGGGACCCGAGCUGGCGCAGUGAAGAGUCCCACACUGAGCGCUCUCGUACAGGAAGUGAAUCCUCACAACCAGGAAGUACUUCUGGGAGAGGCUCCCGCUGCAGAGAGGAGCGCUCAGGGGAGAAUGAGGUGUUUAAUCAGGAGGCAGAGCCCACCUCGCCAACCUCCCCGCGACCUCCCACCUCUGCCCCUAAAGAGCCCCUCAAAGUGAUGCCCGCGCCCCCUCCCAAAGAGAACGCCUGGGCCAAACGCAGCGCUGGUGCCAGUACUGGGUCCAGUGAAGGAGAGAGGGGCCAGCCGGUGUCCCCCAGCGGGAACACCCCUCCUAAAAUCGGCUCUGGUGAUGAGCGAGGAUCUGGGAAAGAUGAGAACAAGGCUGACGGCGUUCGGCGGGGGGCCCCACGAGCUCGAGGGGGCUCCACGGGGCCAGCGACCGGCAGAGGCAGAGGAGAGGGGCGACCGGGAGAGCGCAGGAAGGAGGCAGACAGAAAAGAAUCUCGAAGAGAGAGAGACCCCAGACCCGCUCCAGAGCCAAAGAAAUACGAAGAAACCCCAACUCCCAAGUUCAGCUCAGCCAGUAAAUACGCCGCUUUGCUAAUGGACGGAGACCAAGGCGAAGACGCAGAGGACAACGAAUAAAUCCUCCAAAUAGAAAAUGAAUCACAACAAACAAGAUGGCCGCCAAGCUUCAGGAAGAGGACGUGGAGACGCAGAUGAAAUAAAAAUCAGUUUGGCUUUCCCUCCCUCACCUCCUGCACCGGACACUAGACUGGACUGUUUUAAUGCAACCGCAGUAGCUCCUAUUGAAAACAAGGAUAUGAUGGAUAAUAAUUGUAAUAAAUAAAUAAAAAAUGGGGGAAUUAA